Alosa alosa (allis shad) is the source of this 8404-nucleotide messenger RNA. RefSeq names its product ras responsive element binding protein 1a (gene rreb1a). Lineage: Eukaryota; Metazoa; Chordata; Actinopteri; Clupeiformes; Clupeidae. The transcript is spliced from 14 exons. Gene Ontology annotation, cellular component: nucleus. The coding region runs from base 571 to 5937 and encodes 1788 amino acids. The record is from RefSeq and is a predicted model, not a curated record. Gene Ontology annotation, molecular function: DNA-binding transcription activator activity, RNA polymerase II-specific; RNA polymerase II cis-regulatory region sequence-specific DNA binding. Gene Ontology annotation, biological process: regulation of transcription by RNA polymerase II.
GUCCCCUUGGAGACUAGCAGGAGCAACACGUGAUGUGGCCACUUACUUAUCAGGUUUAGGGGCAGAGAACGGCGCUUUGAGGACGGGCGAGGAAAGUGUCUUCCUCUCUUACGUCGAUUAAUUUCAUUAUUUCGGUUUGCAGUAUUUGGAAAGGAGAGGAACAUUUCAAAGUUGACUAACUUUGCACAUCUUUAGUAUCGCCAUUUUGAUUGCUUUCCGGAACAAGUUUGCCUGUUCCUUUUUUCCCCUCAGCCCAUCAUCUCUAUUCACCAUCAUCAGUAUGUCUCGGCGUAAGCAGCCCAACCCCAACAAAGUCAGACUGUAAGCAGUGUGUGUUUGCUGGGCACGUGAGGUGUGUAGUGAGGUGAGGUGAGGUGACCUGCACCCCGCUCAUCUGUGACCAUCUUUAGCACCUGUAUCUGUGGAUGGGUACAGCUAGAGUUUUUGGGGGCCUCACAGCUAGUCAAAACCUGCCCAGUCUCCUUGAGGCGGAGUGCAAGCCAAUGCUUGUCUGAGACAACAGCCAGUGUAUGUCCAUCAGUCAGCAAACUGGUAUCCCUGGUGUGAGUGAUGGAGAAUGGUCCAGAGGACAAGUUGCUAGGGGAGGAAGCUGCUCUCACAAUGACCACCAGAGAGGAGGAACCAGAAGAAAAGUGCAAUGACCUCCACACAGAAGACCUAGUUGAACACAGAGGGAGAAGAGAUACAGCAAUGAGCACUGAGAAUGGGGCAGCGGGUGCUGAUGACAUGCUGGAGGAGACAUAUGGGGUGGACCUCUCCUCCAUCAACUCAAUGAUGUCCACUGUGAUGAGUGUGUCCACGCUGAACGGGUCGGGGGUGGAUUCAGCCUCAUGCACCCCCACAAAGAGUCCUGUCCACAGCAAGUCCAUUAACAGCAGAUCUCCUACCAUCAGCCGCGCAGCAAGGAAGAAUCCGGAAGCCAAAGAGGAGGGGACAUCUUUCAUCUGCCCUCUAUGUGACAAGGACUGCUUAACCCAGCAUCAGCUCACUACACACAUCCGCCAGCACAAUCAGGACAAUGGUGCAACUGACCACUCAUGCAGUAUCUGCGGCAAGUCCCUGAGCUCUGCCAGCUCAUUGGACCGUCACAUGCUGGUUCACAGUGGUGAGCGGCCCUACAAGUGCUCUGUAUGUGGACAAACUUUCACCACCAACGGCAAUAUGCACAGACAUAUGAAGAUCCAUGUCAAGGAGCCAGCCGGCUCCAUUCCCAUUAGUCCACCCUCUCCCACAAAGCGCAGACGGGCCUCAGCCAAGAGGAAGGGUAGCCAGGAUGAGGAUGGAGAGCAAACAGAGGAAGCCAACAACAAGAUGGUAUCUGAGGAAAGGGAUACUGAUAAUGCACCUCAGGGCAAAGGUGAAGAUGACAAGCUGCCCUGCUCUAUUUGCUUCAAAGCAUUCAGAUGUAAGAGCGAUCUAGAGACCCACAUGGAAACACACCCUGACUCUAGCCUAAGAUGUGAUCUCUGCUGUCUCUCAUUCCGCACUCACCGAGGUGUUCUACGUCACAAUGCCGCCACCCACCACCAACUUCCCACAGAUCCCAGCGGCCAGCCUUUUAUCCAGAACAACCCAUCCAUUCCCCUCGGUUUCAAUGACAUGGCCUUCAUUGACUUUUCUUGCCACAAGUUCCCUCAGAUCGCACAGGUUUGGUGUGAAACCAAUUUGCGUCGGUGCACCAGCAAAAUCCACCGCUUUGUGUGUGAUGUGUGUGACAAGGCUUUCCCUCUCCAAUCUGCUCUUGACCUGCAUAAAGACACUCACCAACAAAAAGAUGGCUCACCUGACCCUCCCCACUCUCUUGGAGCUGAAAAAGCCGAGACCCCAUCACCUGAUCAGUUCUCUUUUAUGGGUGGUCUGGGUCUGCAGCACAUUUCCAAGGUCAAGCCUACCCCUUCUGAGGAAGAAGUUUACCAGGCGAAGUUGGACAGCAUACGCGUCAUCCAUGUGGAGCAGCCCACGCACUCCUUGCCACAAGAGGGCGGUGUCGUGACAGGGCUGAGUGGGAUGGGUCUUCACCUCGUGGACCCAUUGUCACUCCAGAGUCUCUCACAACGCGAGGCUCUAAGCAUCCUCUCCCUCAAGCCGUUCCAGGGAGGGUUUGUUCUUCAGCCAGACGGGGGUGCUGUGGCCAAGCCUGUCUGUGGAGAAGGUGGUCUAGAGCUGGCUGACAUCCAACAGAUCCUGAAGGUGGCAUCUGCAGCACCUAACCAGAUUGCACUGCCCACCUUGUCCAAGGCACCGUGUAGCGCUACGCAGGCAGCUGGCCACAAGCAGAUGCCGCCACUCAAGCCCAAGCCGCUGGUGACUCCGUGGACCAAUAUGAGUACUUCUACCCCUCCCUCACUGAUCACUACACAACAGGCUUCGCUAGGCUGCAUCAGUCCCAAUCUGCCCCCAAAUAGCCAGCUACUCCGUAACUCUAGGGAAAUGUCCUCAGCUUUGUCUUCCUCCUCCGUUGUCUCUGGCUGUCAGGUGUCUUCAGAGAGAAUGCAGAUGGAGGCGGACUGCAUGGGCGAUGCUGAAAUGCCGCAGGAAUCGGAUCAACUUAAGAGUGAGGCAGGCCAGGGUGCGGAGGGUGGUGAAAAGAAGGCCUCAGGCUCAGGGGCCCAGAAGGCAUCCUAUCCUUGCAGGUUCUGUAACCAGGUCUUUGCCUUCUCUGGUUUGCUGCAGGCCCACAUGCGCUACCACUUGGGCAUCCAGCCCCGCCAGUGUAACAUUUGUGACUAUGUGGCACCUGACAAAGCCACGCUAAUUCGCCACCUGCGCACACACACUGGUGAGCGGCCCUAUGUUUGUCGUGUCUGCCACUAUCCCUUCACUGUCAAGGCCAACUGUGAGCGCCAUUUGCGCAAGAAGCAUAUGAAGAACACACGGAAAGAGAUUGAGAAGAAUAUCAAGUAUGUCACCUCCACCACUACAGCCUCCUCACCGGUCUCUACCCAAGAGGCCAUCCUGGAGCAGGUGGGGGCCGGCGAGACCCUUUGUCGCUUCUGCGGGGAGGAUCUGAAAACCUACCGAGCCCUGCAGAUCCACCUCCGUACCCACAGUGGUUGCCAGCGCAAGCCUUAUGAGUGCCGCCGCUGUGGGGCGGCUUUCCUGACCAAGAGAAACUGCAUCCACCACCUACUGAAAGGGCACCCUGAGAUCCAGGAGCAGAUUGAGGAGCAUAUAGCUGUAAUGCCAGCUGGAACUGCCUUGCAACCAAGACUUAACUCCCAGCCUGUCAAUGGCCUGCCUGCCUCCUCCACAUCACCUAAUGUGAAGAUGGAAGAUCUGAGCUUCUACAGUGGGGAGCUCGAACAGCCCCUGGACUUUUCAAACAAACAUGUUGGAGGAAGCAGUGCUGGAUUGCCACAGAUUAAAGUAGAGGGUAGCAUCUCCUCUCUAUUAAGCGAUGACUGUGACAUGGAGCCUAUUGACCUUUCCAUACCAAAGAACCCAGAGAAGCGAAUGAAGAUGGAGAUGACUGUUUCAGCACUGGAACAUAAAGAAAUCAAGAAGGAGACCUCAUUCAUCACCCCCCUUGACCACAGUGUGAACCAGACCGUACAGAGAGAGAAGGAUGAGAAGUUGUUGCAGCAAGGGGGCUACCAGAUGCCUUUGGCUGUUGCCUCAGCCCUCAGUGCAGGGGGGCCUGCUGGUCGGGCCCUACGACUAAAACCUCUCCUACCCAAACCAGUCUCCUCAUCCACUUCCUCCUCCACCCUGAAAGAGUUGCCACCGCUAGCCUCCAUAGCCCAGAUCAUCUCCUCGGUGUCCGGAGCUCCGGAUCUUCUGAAGCGAGACUCUCUCAUGGAGAACAAUGGCAGCCCUAACAUGCAAAGAGAGAGAGACUCUACUGGCAAAGUAGACUCAGCCUCCCAGGAUGGUUUGUUAGAUGAGCUUCCCUUGGAGAGAGCAGCUAAGAGGGGCAGGAAAAGACCUGUGAAAUGUAUGAAGGGUGCAGACAUAAACAAAGGAAACACAGGCAGUGGUAUUGAUCUUGAGUCCAGUGGUGAGUUUGCCAGUAUUGAAAAGAUGCUAGCCACAACCAACACCAACAAGUUUAGUCCCUACCUGCAGUCAGAAGAUUUAGAAAUUGGUCAGAAGGAGGGAGACGUUUCACUUGAGAAAAGUGAGAAGAACGAAGAGAAAGAGCAGCUGCACCCUCAGAAAGGACCCUCAGAAAAGCUGCACCCUCAGGUGCGCAAGCACAACCCAGCUCCAGGCCAGCUGCAGCAACCACCAAAGGGGAAGAAGAAUGCCUACUCAAACUCAGUGCAGAAGAUGACCUGUCCUUUUUGUCCAAGAGUUUUCCCCUGGGCCAGCUCCCUGCAGAGGCAUAUGCUUACACAUACAGGUCAAAAGCCAUAUCCAUGUCCCAAAUGCGACGCUUUUUUUUCCACAAAGUCUAACUGUGAGCGUCACCUGUUGCGUAAACAUGGUGUGACCAAUAGAGUGCUGCGUCGCAAUGGUGUCAUGCCAAAGGUCAAAGAAACCGAAGAGGGUUCACCUGAGAGUGCAGAGAGUAUGUCUGAAACAGAGCUCCCCACAGCAGAAGCUAUGGAUGAGAGUGGUACUGACCACUGUUCCCAGUCCACCAUCUCUGGAACUCAGAAGCCUUCCCUUCCGACAGACGUUUCUAAUGAUGCUACCACCCCCAGUACUGACAAAGACUGCACAAAGCAGGAGGAGACUGAGAUCCUGACAGACCUUGCACAGGAUAGCACAAACCUCCCUACCACCCAUGACAACGACGAUGAUGCCCACAGCAGCAAGAGCCUAGACUUCAAUUUUGCCAGCAAACUGAUGGACUUCAAGCUGUCGGAGCAUGGACCGCAGUCCCAAACAUACUCCCCGGAUGGAGGCAGUGGGAAGAAUGUAGCAGUACAGAUAGAGGAUUCAGCACCACCCCCAGAGGACACCAAGCACACCUGCAAGACCUGUGGGAAAAGUUUCCGCUACGCUGCUACACUGGCCCGACACGAGAAGGCUCACAUCUGUGAGAGCAUUACUGAGAGCCAGUGCAAGGAAGAUAAGAACAGUUGCACAAAAAUAAAAAGGGAGGAGGAGGAGGAGGAGGAGGAGGAAGAAAUGGAAACUGAGGGGGAGAAGAAAAGAGCAGCAGAGAGCAGCAUGGAGAGUGGCUCAGAGGAAGAUGAGGAGGUGGACCAGAGUGAUGAGGAAGGAGGCUCAGAACCAAAGGACAAUGAGGGUGAUGCUGGAGGGGGACUGGAGAUCAAGACAGACAAGAGGAAGAAGGUCUGCAAUGUGUGCAGCAAGCGCUUCUGGAGUCUACAGGACCUAACCAGACACAUGCGUUCUCAUACAGGAGAACGGCCUUACCGGUGCACUACUUGCGAGCGCACCUUCACCCUGAAGCACAGUCUGGUUCGCCACCAGCGCAUCCACCAAAAACCUCAGAGCGAGGUGACCAAUGGUGGGGGGUCGGAAUCGUUAGGGGGCUCCGCUAGUGAAGGAGAGAGCUCUCAACCUGGCACCAACCCUCAUUCUGAGAAUGAGCAUGAGAGUGAGGCGACGGAGAAAGUGAGUGAGGCGCACAGUGGUCAGUCGAGCCCACAGCUCACAGACAGGCUAAGUAUUGAAGGCCUCGCACAAGUCAUUACUGCAGAGGACCCUCGAGAAGCCCCCGAAGUGGAGGACCCAUCAGAGACCUCGAGAACUGAGGCUGAGCCCGGAUCAGGGGUUGGAGUUGAUCCUGAGCCAGAUACAGUUUCUCAAAUGCCUGAGGAAGCAGUGCGAAAAGUAGGUGUUCUCCCCUCUAAGACCCCCCUCCCUCAGCCAGAGCCAGAGGAUUCAGUGGAUACCCCCAGUAAUGGUUUCAUCCAGGGACUACUUGAGAUCCACACUGCUAAGCCUUCCCUUGAGCACAUGCAGCCAUCUGCUGAGCAUCCUUCUGUGGGGGUGGAUUAAGGGAAGAGCCCCCAAUUUAUUUUGAGGUGCUCUUUUUUUUCUAUGCAGUGAAACAUUUGCGGAUUUGCUGGACACUGUGCCAUACAAUGAAGUGUUGCGGAAACUAAAUAUAAAGGGACACAUCAGAUGACCGCGUGGACUUUCAGAGCAUAAUGGUGUUUCCAAGUGCCUUGCUACUUCUUUGGGCUCUGUCUGUAUCAGUAUGUGCUGAAUGGGUUUUUUAAGCUCAGUAUUUUAUGAUUAUCUUUUUAAAUGACUUUACAGACGCAAUAAACAGAAUACCUAUAUUAAUGUUAGAGAGGGUGUGAAUGACAUUUUUGUGUGUGUGUGAUCCAGCUUGGCUGGAACUGAAGAGGCUGAUCAAUGAGAAUGCAAGCCUGUGUCAGGUUUUGUCAAGGGUUUUCGUAACUGGAAGAUGGGGGAGGGGGGGGGGAGUCUUAAUAAAGAGCUCAACAACAACAUACAGCUCUGGAAAACAAUUAGAGAUCACUGCACAUUUUUUCUGAUGUCAUCCUACUGUUGCUGAGUGACGUUUGAAUGAGUUGACGGUCAUAUUCAAAAUUACAAAUGACUUCGAAUGUCACUCAGCAACCGUAGGAUGUGCAGUGAUCUCAAUUUUUCCCAUAGCUGUGUAUAUAAUAUGUUGGUCACAUGGGGCAUCAAAAUUACUUCUUUCCUGCCUCUUUUAUGCCUACAGAAUACAUAAAACUUCCACUAACAGAAUGACUCCAAUGACCUCUGUUGGAGUGCAAUGAAUGAAUAGAGUAACUGAAUAAUGUUGUCAGUGUUUUUCUUGUUUUGUUUCAUCAUUGAAGAAAUUAUAUUUACAACAGUAAAUAUGGGCAAUAUUUGCCUAGGAAGAUUAGAUUCCCUGCUUGGUUUUGUUCUAUACACUUUCCUGUUUGAAAACGUCUUCCAAAAACAAUAACACCUUCACUUUAAGCCUUACCUGUGAUCCUGUUGUUUCCUUUAAAUUUUUACUACAGAUAUCUCUCUUUUUUAUCUGUCAGAACACUACCCUUACGUAUUCACUGUGAACUUGAACAGUGUCGUACUGCUGCCUCUCAUCACCCUAGUCCAUCAUAAUUUUACAUUUUUAAAGUAUUUUUCCUGAUGUGUAAGUCUCAUUUCUCUUCAUAAAGGAACCUCAAACUGCAAAAACCUCAAAACAGCUUGUGUUUUUUGUUUUUCAAAACCCUAUUGACAUACGGGACCAUGGAAAAGAGUGUUUAAGAACACACAAGAUUAUAUAUAUGACAGAAUAAUUUCAGAUAAUUUCAAAGAUACUACAAAAGGUUAUUCUUCUUGGUGCUCUUGAAAUGAUAGUCUGUAAUGAGAUUCCUCUUUGUGGUUGGUCCAUCCAUGAUUAGGGUGUAAAUACACACAUUGUAAAGGCACUGGGUUCGUAUGCAUUGCGGUAUGGUAAAGCUUCGGUCUGUGUGUGUGUGUGUGUGUUGAUGGGGGUGGGGUGUGGGGUGUAUAAGAGAGAGAGAGGGCGAGCAACUGGAGAGAGACCAACAGUGUGCAUGUAUCAUAACCCAAGAAUGCACACAAAUUCAUUUAAGUAUAUUUAUUAUAACUUGGGUUAACUCCUUAAUGGAGCUAAUACAACCUGGAGAAAAGCCAUGUGUUAAUACAUAUAUGCUGCAGAAAAGGAUUCAAACGCAAUUGUCUUAGAGCCUUGAUCUGAGACUUUUUCCUAGCAAUAAUCACUAUUGAUCUAAAGCUUUACUUUGGUUUUCAUGUAUUGAUAGAGUGUAUGGUUUGGGGUUUUUCUUGUUAUUUUAUGUCUUUCUAGUGGAUUUCUUAUAUAAAACUGUGAAAGUUAUUGUGUUCAGCUGUUCUUGGUGAAUCUGUAGGGUAGAGUGUUUUGUUUUGAUUUUGUAUGUUAAAUCUUCAUUUUGAUUUAUGAAUGAUUUCAUAUUAUUUCCCUCCUCUUCAGCUCUCAGGGUCUUUACUAAAAUGUGUAUGUCAAUAGAAGUGUUGAUAAAUUAAUGUUGAGUACAUUAGUUCUUUAAUGAAAGACUGUCAAUCACUACAAUCAGCACUUGACUGUGAAUUCAUAUCACUUGUGCAGAGAAAAGGAACAUGAUUUAUCUGUCUAAGAGCACAUUUUACAAUUGUGUCUUCACUGUGCAAAUUUGCUGGACAGGGCUGGGUCUGUUUUUUUUUUUUUUUUUUUUUUUUUUUUAUCCUUUUCUUCUGAAGAGAGCUCAACCGUCAAAACAUUGCCUGCUGCCAGUCAUUGUUUACCUUUAGAUCCACCAUGUAAAAGGGAACUGUGUGGUUGCUGCGCUCAUCACUGAACGACACUAUGGGAGCCAGGUUCUCUCUAACUCCAGUAAAAAAAAAAGAACUAACACUAAAAUUGCUAUGACCUUUGUUCAUGAUCAUGCUUCAGAAAUCAAAUCAAUAAGCUGUCUUGUAUCAGUAUAAUAAUGAAAGCAAUAAAAAUGUCAGAAUGGUG